AUGAUCUCCGCUAAGACCAUCCUCGCUGCUUUCGUCCUCGCUCGACUCGCCUUGGCGAUGCCCUCGGGUACUGACACGGCCAAGCGCGCGACGUGCACCGUAAACUCGGUCUCUUCGGCAUCCAGCCUUUCGUCUUGCUCUAGUGUCGUCAUCUCGUCGUUCACUGUCCCCUCUGGCUCGACUUUGACUAUGAACUUUGCUGAGGGCGCCAGUGUCACCAUGUCCGGCGACGUGACGUUUGCUAGCACGACCUCUUCUGGCCCGCUUGUCACGAUCGCCGGCACUGGCAUCACCUUCAAUGGAAAUGGACACAAAUUCGACGGCAAUGGUCCGGAUUACUGGGACGGAGAGGGCACGAACGGCGGGAAGACCAAGCCGCAUCCUUUCAUGAAGUUGAAAGCGUCUGGUACUCUCGAGAACUUCACCAUUCUGAACACUCCUGCUCAAGCCAUAUCGAUGGGUAACGACGACCCUGUGGUAGUGAGCGGUGUCACAGUCGACAACUCCGCCGGCGACACUAACAGCCUCGGGCACAACACUGACGGCUUCGACUGCUCCGAGAGCGAUGUCACUAUCCAGAACUCCGUCAUCAAGAACCAGGACGAUUGCAUUGCCAUCAAUGCUGGCAGCAACAUUGUCUUCCAGAACAACCAGUGCUCCGGUGGCCACGGAAUCUCUAUCGGUUCCAUCGCCUCCGGAAAGACCGUCAGCGGAGUGACCAUUAGCGGAAACACCGUCACCAACUCCCAGAACGGUCUCCGCAUCAAGGUCAAUGCUGACGCCACCAGCGCAAGCGUGAGCGGUGUCACUUACAGCGGGAACACCUUGAGCGGAAUCACCGACUACGGUAUCCUCGUCACCGAGUCUUACCCCGACAGUUUCGGCACUCCCGGCACGGGGGCCUCCAUCAGUGGCAUCAACUUCACUGGUAGCAAAACUACAGUGGCAGUUGACAGCAGCGCUACUCGUGUCGCCGUCAACUGCGGCAGCGGUGCAUGCUCCGGGACCUGGAACUGGGGUGAGCUCACCGUGACUGGCGGAAAGACGUCGGUCAUCAAAGCGGCCUCUGCUACCAUUUCUGGCGGUUCCUACUGA
Molecule: messenger RNA, 1095 nt
Organism: Punctularia strigosozonata HHB-11173 SS5
Lineage: Eukaryota; Fungi; Basidiomycota; Agaricomycetes; Corticiales; Punctulariaceae
Product: glycoside hydrolase family 28 protein
Exons: 15
Coding region: 1-1095 (364 amino acids)
Biological process (GO): pectin catabolic process
Cellular component (GO): extracellular region
Molecular function (GO): polygalacturonase activity
Source: RefSeq, a predicted model, not a curated record